Penicillium vulpinum is the source of this 534-nucleotide messenger RNA. RefSeq lists its product as uncharacterized. NCBI's taxonomy places the organism in Eukaryota, Fungi, Ascomycota, Eurotiomycetes, Eurotiales, Aspergillaceae. The transcript is spliced from 2 exons. The record is from RefSeq and is a predicted model, not a curated record. The coding region runs from base 1 to 534 and encodes 177 amino acids.
AUGCGCCCUCAAGCCCUUAUCCGAUUUGUCCUUCCAACCGCAAUCCUCGCCCAAUCCCCCGAUACCUCCCUCGGCUCCACCCUCAACAUAACUGUGCUCGGCGCGCGCCAUAAUCGCUCCACCUUAGAGUGCUGGGCUCUCCAGCCGGGAUUUGAAAUUUCCGACCAACCCGGGCAGGCCGGGACAGCCGAGCUGGAUUUAGGGACUAUCGGCGGGAAUGCGUCGUUUACGGUGUUGCCGGCUGGGUUUGAUGGGGGCAGACAUAACGCGCCUGCUAUGCAAUGGGUGGUCUUCCUCUCCGGUUUAGCGCAUAUCACGCUCCCUAACUCAACCACUGAGGCCUGGAUUCAAGGUGGCAAGAAUGGAGUUGUCCUAGUUCUCGACACUGCUGAUGUCAGUACAUUGGGCCACUUCACUAAAUACCCCUCACGGGACCGGACAACAUCCGUGCUAAUUCCUCUUGGGGAGAAAGGGGUGCCGGGUCAUCGGGUUCUGCAUGGGGGUCCCUGUCAGGGGGAGGAGCUACUGGUGUAA